Chaetura pelagica (chimney swift) is the source of this 270-nucleotide messenger RNA. Its product is annotated as protein S100-A4-like. The record is from RefSeq and is a predicted model, not a curated record. Gene Ontology annotation, molecular function: transition metal ion binding. Lineage: Eukaryota; Metazoa; Chordata; Aves; Apodiformes; Apodidae. Gene Ontology annotation, cellular component: cytoplasm. The coding region runs from base 1 to 270 and encodes 89 amino acids. The transcript has a single exon.
AUGGCCUGUCCCCUGGAGCAGGCACUGGCCGUGCUGGUCACCACCUUCCACAAGUACUCGGGGAAGGAAGGGGACAAGUACAAGCUGAGCAAGAUGGAGCUGAAGGAGCUGCUGGGCAAGGAGCUGCCGGUCUUUGGGAGCGUGAGUGGCCGUGGGGACACGUCCCCUCCUGUCCUUCGGGAGCUGGAGUGGAUGGGGGACACAUCUGGUGGCCUCUGGGAGCCUAAGUGGCCAUGGGGACAUGUCCCCUUGGGUCCUUUGAGAGCCUAA